AUGAUCAACAAGAUCGACCGGCUGAUCCUGGAGCUGCACCUCUCGCCCUCAGAAGCUGCCCAGCGCCUGGCGGCCAUAGUGCACCACGCCAACAUGAUAUGGUCGGCCUUCGAUUCAGAGGCCUUCCUGUCAGAGGCAGACGCGGUGCUCGCCUACGAGCAGCAGCGACAGGCGGAGGAGGAGGCCGGCGGCGGGGACAGCGACUGCGGCGCCACGGCGGGGCGGCCUGGGGAGCAGGAGCAGGAGGAGGAGGACGCGUUCCGCCCGAGCGCGGGCAACGUCGCGUUCGGCUCCGCCGCCGACGGCUGGGCGUUCACGGUGCCGGACUUUGCGGCGCAAUACGCCGAGAAGCUGGGCGCGAAGCCGGCGGCGCUCGCGCAGGCGAUGUGGGGGGACUACGCGUUUCUGCCCAAGGAGAAGCGAGUGGUGAAGCUGAAGCGCCAGGGCGGCAGCGGCGGCGGCGGUCAAAAGACGAUGUUUGAGCAAUUCGCGCUUGAGCCGCUGUGGAAGGCGUACGGCGCGUGCGGCGCCGCCGGCGGCGCGGAGGCGGCGGCGCUGCUCGCGCCGAUCGUGAAGGGCCGCGGCCUCGCGGCGCGCGUGCCGGCGAAGGCGCUGGAGGCGCCCGACCCGCGGCAGGCGCUGCGCGCGGUGCUGCGCGCGUGGCUGCCGCUGUCUGAGGCUGUCCUGAGCAUGGCGGUCGCCCACCUGCCCUCGCCGCCCGAGGCCGCGCCAGCGCGC
Molecule: messenger RNA, 738 nt
Organism: Monoraphidium neglectum
Lineage: Eukaryota; Viridiplantae; Chlorophyta; Chlorophyceae; Sphaeropleales; Selenastraceae
Exons: 1
Biological process (GO): cytosolic ribosome assembly
Cellular component (GO): cytosol; ribonucleoprotein complex
Molecular function (GO): GTPase activity; ribosome binding
Source: RefSeq, a predicted model, not a curated record